AUGAGAGUUUUUCUUCUCGCAGGAGCAGUGAGUGCAGUAGAUUGGGUUCCCGGUGUAAACCCAGUAAACUGCGGUGCGGAUUAUUUUCGGCCUGGCGCAGAGUGGCCGCUAGAAUCUGUUGGUAACGCCGGGCGAACUGUCAGAAUCUGUCAGAAUCGAUAUGGAAACCCUCACUACUACGCGACGCUGUUUUCUAUCGAUGACUUGAUUCCUGUUUACUCUGGUGGAAAGUUCAGGCGUUACAGCCACGAGCCUACCUUUUCUCGGCCGACGUCAAACUGGCACCAUCUUCUCAACGGCCUUUGUGCAGAGCUACCCGACGCAAAGACAUCUUUCUACGGAAAUCUUGCGAGCGUUGGCUCCGCAAAUUACGAAACCUGUCAUCAGUGGCAGCCGAUUGAUGAGGAUUACCUUGGAAACAACGCUGAGAUCAAAAUUGACCGCGGUCACCUCGUACCCAGCGCGAUUAUGAAUCAAAAUGAAAUGGCCAUGAAGACGACCUUUACCUUGACAAACGUAGCGCCACAAAGCUCCAAUUUCAACCAGCGUGCUUGGAACCAGCUAGAAUGUAUGGUCCGCAAGUUCAUGGAACGAGAUAUUGACGGGAAAGACGCGUGGAUUUAUACAGGAACGCAUGGGACAAAGGGCUGGAUGAAUGAGGAUAAUCCAGCGAAGAGAAACUUCGAGCUCUUUCCAAGCUUUUGCUACACUGACGAUGCUACUGGGUACACUUACUCUUGGGUCUACUACCAAGAAAACGAAAACGACCAGACGAUGUCCUCAGGGGACCUGUUCAUGUCCGCAGAGACCUUCAGCAACACCUACUACGAUGGAGAGCCAAUCUUUGACGAGACUUGCCAGCGGCCAAACACAGGCUACGGCCCAUGGUACGGUCUUAUCAUGGACUGGGACGCGUAUUUGACAAGAUACAGUUGCAAAUAG
Messenger RNA from Oikopleura dioica, 942 nucleotides. The record is from the annotation of a GenBank genome assembly. NCBI's taxonomy places the organism in Eukaryota, Metazoa, Chordata, Appendicularia, Copelata, Oikopleuridae.